GGUGAGGUGGUGGAAUUUCUUUGUAAAAAUGGGGUUUCUUUCCGCAUACUUGGUCGUCGAUUUUUUGGCAUUAUUAAUCGCCAUUAUCUUCAGCACGUACUUCUACAUGAAAUAUGUAGUCUACAACUACUGGAGUUCGAGAAACAUUGAUUACGUCAAGCCGAUAUUUCCUCUCGGCAACUUGGGACCCGUCUUUGCCGGGCGGCGAUCAAUCGGUGAAGUCUUCCACGAUGCCUACUCGAAGUUCAAAGGAAGCCCGGUCGUCGGUCUCUACAUGUUUCACAGGCCGAGCCUCGUUAUCAACGACCCGGACCUGAUACGCCUUGUGCUGACAAAGGCCUUCGGGCACUUCAUGAUCGUGGUUUACACUCCAAUGAGAAGGUUGACCCCUUGUCGCUGCACUUGUUUGUUGUGCCUGGCGAAAAGUGGAAAUACUUAAGGACCAAGUUCACCCCUACUUUCACUGCGAGUAAAAUGAAGCAGAUGUUUUUCACGAUCAAAGAAUGUUCCGAGACACUGGCCGUGUACGUCGAAAGAAAAGCCAAGAAUUCCGAAUUGGUACAGGUCAAGGAUCU
Diprion similis is the source of this 575-nucleotide messenger RNA. RefSeq names its product cytochrome P450 6k1-like. Gene Ontology annotation, molecular function: iron ion binding; monooxygenase activity; oxidoreductase activity, acting on paired donors, with incorporation or reduction of molecular oxygen. The record is from RefSeq and is a predicted model, not a curated record. The coding region runs from base 29 to 439 and encodes 136 amino acids. Lineage: Eukaryota; Metazoa; Arthropoda; Insecta; Hymenoptera; Diprionidae. The transcript has 2 exons.